AUGUCUCGACAGGAAAAGAUUGAUGAGAGGUAUAAAGUAGAGAAAUAUGCAGACAGUACUCAUGAAUUCAACAGAAUUGCAAAAGAUCUUAAUGAUGCAUUCGACGAAAUAAAUCAAUGUCCAUGGGGAAUUAAUUAUCAAAACGAAAUUUUCGAAAAUUUGGAAGAUUUAGAGCUAACAUUGAACUCGAUUCCACAUCCUACCAUAGAGUCAUCAGAAAUGUCGCAAUUAUUAUGUCUUUGCUUAUUUUAUGAAGAUUUAAUUAAUAACAGAAACGAUAUAUCUUCUGAAAAACUAUUGGAAGGCGCAAUACCACCAUCUUUUAAAGCAAAAGUCAUACACAUGGCAAAAUACGUAAAUGCAUUGGAUAUAGAAGCAAAUAAACUCCAGUCAUUAUCUAAAUUACAUAAUAGUAUUAUAAAUCUCCCAACAGAUGAACUUAAACAACUUUAUUAUUCAAUAAAUAAAUCAGUUGCGUUAGAAGAAGCCCAAAAUACAGGAAUAGAAGAAAUUAAAAAUAGCUUUCUAUCAUUAGAUACAGACACACUUAUGAAAAUUGUUAUUAAAUUAGAUAUACGUGAUCUUUCCAAAAGACUUGACGAUUUAUCGAAGACAAUCAAUGAAUAUUAG
This is a messenger RNA of Trichomonas vaginalis G3, 630 nucleotides long. RefSeq lists its product as uncharacterized. The coding region runs from base 1 to 630 and encodes 209 amino acids. Lineage: Eukaryota; Parabasalia; Trichomonadida; Trichomonadidae. The record is from RefSeq and is a predicted model, not a curated record. The transcript has a single exon.